Molecule: messenger RNA, 2372 nt
Organism: Phodopus roborovskii (desert hamster)
Lineage: Eukaryota; Metazoa; Chordata; Mammalia; Rodentia; Cricetidae
Gene: Calcoco2
Product: calcium binding and coiled-coil domain 2
Exons: 13
Coding region: 58-1389 (443 amino acids)
Biological process (GO): xenophagy; positive regulation of autophagosome maturation
Cellular component (GO): PML body; autophagosome
Source: RefSeq, a predicted model, not a curated record
GGUUCCCUGUUGCUGUUGCGCCGCUGCUGCUGCUGGCUGCUGUCCCAGGACUCCACCAUGGAAAAGACAAUAGAUGAGCCCCCCAUAUCAGCUGUCUUGCUGGAACAUUGCAGCUUCUCUCAGGUGGUGUUUAACAGUGUGGAGAAGUUCUAUGUUCCUGGAGGAGAUGUCACAUGCUAUUACACCUUCACCCAACAGUUUGUCCCUCGUCGCAAGGACUGGAUUGGCAUCUUUAAAGUGGGUUGGAAGACAACCCGGGAGUAUUACACUUUCAUGUGGGUUACCUUGCCCAGUGACCUAAAAAAGGAAUCAAUCAAGCAGCAGGAAGUCAAAUUCAAAGCAUACUACCUGCCCAAAGAUGAUGAGCAUUACCAGUUCUGCUAUGUGGAUCAAGAUGGUAUUAUCCGGGGAGCAAGUAUCCCUUUCCAGUUCCGUCCAGAAACUGAGGAGGACAUAGUGGUUGUUACCACUAAGGGAAAGGUGGAAGAGAUCGAGCAACACAAUGAGGAGCUUCUCCUAGAAAACCAGGAACUGAAAGACAGUUGUGCCAGCCUCCAGAAGCAGAACUCAGAUGUACAAGCCGAGCUCCAGAGGAAACAGGAGGCACUAGAGGAGCUGCAGAACAUCAAUAAGAAGUUAAAACAGGAAAUGGAAGAGCAGAAGGCCUGUUGGGAGACUGAGCAGCUCCAGCUGAAAGAAUACAACCAGAAGAUAUCCUCUGAAAACGAGAAGAUGGGGAUCAGAGUAGACCAGCUUCAGGCCCAGCUGUCAACUCAAGAGAAAGAGAUGGAGGAGCUUGUUCUAAGAGACCAAGACAAGACAGAGCAGCUGCAACGUCUCAAAGAUGAAAAUAGCCAGCUCAUCCUCAGUUUAACUGAGCAGAGGGAGCAACAGAUGAAGCUUGAGCAGACAGUGGAAAAGAUGAAGGAGAAAGAAACUGUGGCAAGGAAGAAGCAACAAGAGCUAAAGGACGAGAACUUUGGCCUGUCAAGAACCCUAAGUGACAACAAGAUUUUAACUGAAGUUCUGAAGAAAGAGAAAGAGAAACUGGAAAGAGAAAACAGUAUCCUGAAGAAAGAGAACAACAGACUGAUGGACUACAUGGGCCUCCAAAAUGAUGACUCUGUGCCACAUGAAAUGCAAUCUUCAGAUCAAGGAGCUGGUAGGCAAAGCCCAGGUCUUGUGUAUGGAAACCCAUAUUCUGGUAUCCAAGAAAGUUCUCCUCCUCCUACCCUGCUUGCAGCCGUCCUUGCUGAUAAUAUCUCUAAGCAGACCUUACAGAAUAAGCAAAUGCUGACCAGUUGUUUCAAUUGUCCAGUUUGUGGCAAAACCUUUCCAGAGAAAGAGAAGCAGAUCUUUAAAGACCAUGUGUUCUGCCACUCUUUCUGAGUGUCCCAGCCCAUGGGUCUUUGCUGCAUAGAUCACAGUUUCUGCUAUGAGCUAUCUGAGCAGAGAAGCCUGUGUAAGCAGAAGUCAUGCCUGCAAAGGUGGGAUGGGCCCGUUGUCUGUAGGAUGGUGUUGACAGCGGCUGUGUCUACCCUGUUCACGUCAUAACUGCAGCGUCAGCCUUUCUCCUGCAAUGCCCAUUCAUCCUGCUGACUCACAGCAGCUGAUUAAGUCAUUGUCUUCCCAGUUGUCAUUGGGCUUUCAUGCAUUUGUGCCAGUCCUAGUCCUAACCCAGAGGGUAGGAACAGGACUGGAAGUGGAGAAGAUCUUCAUUUUCCUUAGUCCUUUCUUCAACCAGUUGCCUCAAAUUAUCUCAAAAUGACACAGCAGAGAGCUCAGAUUCCAAAUCAGAUUUAUCAGCUUCCAAAAGCAAAUGAUUUUUAUUUUUGAAAACAAGGCCUGACUAUAGCCCUGGCUGUCAUGGAACUCUGUAGAAGAGAUCCUGCCUGCCCAUGGUACCAGAGCGUUGGCAUCUAAUGCGUGCACGCCUGCUGAGAAGUAUCCUGUGCUUCACUUACAAAAAGCCUCAUCUCUAGCAGGAUGUGAUGAUGUGGAUCUGUAUUCCAGCAAUUAAGAGGUUGAGGCAGGAGGAUUAUGAGUUCAAAGCCACUUGGAUGACAAAAGCUUUCAGGAAAAAUGGGAAGGGGCAGGGAAAGGCUUCUUCUUUCUAUCUAAAUACUUCUGAUUGGAAUUUUCUGAUCCUUUCCAUAUACACAACAUGUAUUAUGUCGUAUGUAUAGAGUUUUUUUUUUUUUUCUUACUCUGGCUAAAUUGAGCCACUGCUCAGUUAGUUUUUUACUGACAAUUAAGAAUAAUUAGGAGGUAUAUUGUCUUGCAACUUUCUCAAUAGUUAAUUGUUGGUGUCAAUGUAAGAAUAAUGACUUGUUAAUCUCUUAAUAUUCAAAAUAAAUUACUCUUUUUAAGGA